Messenger RNA from Gastrolobium bilobum, 1939 nucleotides. RefSeq names its product alcohol dehydrogenase class-3. Lineage: Eukaryota; Viridiplantae; Streptophyta; Magnoliopsida; Fabales; Fabaceae. Gene Ontology annotation, biological process: formaldehyde catabolic process. Gene Ontology annotation, cellular component: cytosol. Bases 514 to 1722 code for a protein of 402 amino acids. The record is from RefSeq and is a predicted model, not a curated record. Gene Ontology annotation, molecular function: zinc ion binding; S-(hydroxymethyl)glutathione dehydrogenase [NAD(P)+] activity. The transcript is spliced from 10 exons.
GGAUAAAAUAACCAUCAGCUAAGUGGAGUGGCUCCCCUUUCUGCCAUCUGUGCUCCACCGAGGUAGAAAACAUCUCUCAUGAGCUUAAGGAUUGUAGAAAGGCAGCCCCAAUCUGGGAGGCUUGGUUCCUAGGCUCUCCCCAGGGGACUUCUUCAGCUUGCCGAUUAAAGAUUGGUUCCAAAAGAAUCUCAACCAGGGGUGGCCUAAUCAACAACUUUUGAAUUGGAAGGAUAUUUUUGCUUCCACCAUCUGGCAUCUUUGGAAGUGGAGAAACAAUAAAGCCCAUGACCCUCAUUUUUCUAGACCGGAUUAGCCCAUCAUCUUUAUCUCCAAGUUUGUUAGAAAUAUCAUCACCAGUGGUCUUAAUCGUAGGCUUGUUCAGAGUCAAUCUCGUGCUUCCCAUAGAGCGUCUUGGACUGCUCCCCCUCCAGGUUGGAUGAAGCUUAAUGUAGAUGCUUCUGUGAAACCCAGUACUGAGUUGGCUGCGUGUGGGGGUCUUUUCAAAGAUGAGCCAUGGCAACUCAAGGACAAGUUAUUACCUGCAAAGCCGCGGUGGCAUGGGAACCCAAUAAGUCAUUGACCAUCGAGGAUGUUCAGGUGGCUCCGCCGCAGGCUGGGGAGGUCCGAAUCCAAAUUCUCUACACUGCUCUCUGUCACACCGAUGCUUAUACUUGGAGUGGCAAGGAUCCAGAAGGUCUCUUCCCAUGUAUACUUGGUCAUGAGGCUGCUGGGAUUGUAGAAAGUGUUGGAGAAGGUGUUAAUGAUGUUCAGCCUGGAGAUCAUGUCAUCCCAUGUUACCAGGCUGAAUGUGGAGAGUGCAAGUUUUGCAAAUCCGGCAAAACCAAUCUUUGUGGCAAAGUUCGUUCAGCCACUGGAGUUGGGGUCAUGCUGAGCGAUCUCAAGAGUCGUUUCUCUAUAAAUGGGAAGUCCAUCUAUCAUUUUAUGGGAACCUCCACGUUUAGUCAAUAUACUGUUGUUCAUGAUGUUAGUGUAGCUAAGAUUGAUUCAAAAGCUCCUUUGGAGAAAGUUUGUCUUCUUGGAUGUGGUGUUCCAACUGGACUUGGAGCUGUCUGGAACACUGCAAAGGUGGAACCAGGGUCAAUUGUAGCUGUUUUUGGCCUUGGAACUGUUGGGCUUGCUGUUGCAGAGGGAGCAAAAGCUGCUGGUGCAUCACGGAUUAUUGGCAUAGAUGUUGAUAGCAAUAAGUUUGAAAGAGCAAAGAACUUUGGAGUCACUGAGUUUAUUAAUCCAAAAGAACACGAGAAACCAAUUCAGCAGGUCAUAGUUGAUCUCACAGAUGGUGGAGUUGAUUAUAGUUUUGAGUGCAUUGGAAAUGUCUCAGUGAUGAGGGCUGCUUUGGAAUGCUGCCAUAAGGGUUGGGGGACAUCAGUUAUAGUAGGUGUUGCAGCAUCAGGACAGGAAAUAUCAACUCAACCUUUUCAGUUGGUGACUGGACGUGUCUGGAAAGGAACAGCUUUUGGUGGCUUCAAGAGUAGGUCACAAGUGCCUUGGCUUGUAGACAAGUACUUGAAGAAGGAAAUCAAGGUUGAUGAGUACAUUACCCACAAUUUGACUCUUGCGGAUAUCAACAAGGCAUUUGACCUUAUGCAUGAAGGAGGCUGUCUCCGUUGUGUGCUUGCUAUGCAUGUGUCGGUGGUGGCUUUGAAAGUUUUGCGUGGGAUAGAAGUGUCACCCUUCUUUUUCUUUUCCCUCUUGUGGUGAUUGAAAUAAAAUCAAUCAGGAGUGGCUAUAAUUCGGAAGAUCAUGGCUUUAUAAUAAUAAUAUGAACAUUAGAUUCCCAAAUCUCUUGCGAACUUGUGAGCAGAAAGCCUUUGCAAAUUGCAAUGCAUAUAGGAACAUUAUUUUCAGUUAUGACUCAAAUGUCAAUGCUCAUUGUAGACACCACCCCAGCUGUUUUAAUCAAUAUAAUAAUAUAGAU